GAUUUUUCCAGCCACUGGAUGGCGUGUUCAAUUUUAUUCAAAGAAAAAAAAUUCCAACGGCCAAUAGAAUAUGUUUAGGAUUAGAUUGUAACGGUCAGUAAAAUUAUUCACAAAAUCAUUAGAAUGUUAUUUCUUCGAUUCUUUCUGAAUCUAUUGAUCGUCAAACAAAGUACAGAUUUGAUACAGUUUCAAUUUGAACAAUUUAUUGAUCAAUUUGAAAAGCCAUACAAAAAUGAUCCAAAUGAAUAUAUCCGUAGAAUAAAAAUUUUUGAGAAAUCAUUGAAAAAGAUUCGUUUUUUGAACCAAUUUCGUGCACAUGAAAACAGUGCCUAUUAUGGCCUUACCAAAUAUUCAGACUUAAGUCCACAUGAAUUCAAACAAACUGUUUUAAAAAAUCAUGGUUCGAAAUUGAUAAAAAAGAAAAAAUCAAGACGAAAUACUAUUGAAUCUUUUGUCAUUCCUUAUGAUAUACCUCAACGAUUUGAUUGGCGAGAUCAAAAUGCUGUCAGCAGUAUUCGUGAUCAAGGAGAAUGUGGAGCAUGUUGGGCGUAUAGCAUCGCCACUACUGUCGAAUCAAUGGUGGCCAUUAAAACGAACAGAACUUUGUGUGAAUUCAGUACUCAACAAUUGGUUGAUUGCUCAACGAACCGUGGAUGUGACGGCGGUGAUAUAUGCUCGACAAUAGAAUGGAUGUCCAAGAUGAAUGUCUCGUUGGAAACUAUUAAAGAUUAUCCAUCGGAAUCAAUUGCUGGUGAUUGUCGAAGUGAUUCAAGGAGAAAUGGUGUACAAAUACGUACUGAUCAUCUUUGUGAAAAUUUAGUUGGCAACGAGCUUCAGGUAAUUAGAAUGAUUGCCAAUCAUGGCCCAGUGAUAGCAACUGUUGAUGCUUCUACAUGGCAAAAUUAUCUUGGUGGUAUCAUUCAAUAUCAUUGUUUCAAUAAUCGUAAUCAUGCCGUUCAGAUUACUGGCUAUGAUCUAACAGGAGAUAUUCCAUAUUAUCGUGUACGAAAUACUUGGAAUUUAGAUUUCGGUGUGAAUGGCUAUGUACAUAUUGCUAUUGGUGAUAAUCUAUGUGGAAUUGCCGAAGAGAUUUCUUCACUUGAUCUUGUCGAUAUUCCUAAGUCAUUUUUAUAAGUCAAUCUUCAUUGGUAAUCAUCUCUCGAAAAACACUUAUUGAAAUCAUUAUCAAAAAUAUCCACAAAGGAAUCAUAACGAUGAAUGAUGAUAAU
This is a messenger RNA of Dermatophagoides farinae (American house dust mite), 1229 nucleotides long. Its product is annotated as cathepsin O. Lineage: Eukaryota; Metazoa; Arthropoda; Arachnida; Sarcoptiformes; Pyroglyphidae. Gene Ontology annotation, molecular function: cysteine-type peptidase activity. Gene Ontology annotation, biological process: proteolysis. The record is from RefSeq and is a predicted model, not a curated record.